UGUUAUUGGGGAGGAUGCUGAGAAUGACUUCUUUUUUAUGAUCCGAUGCUUCACAGGACGGAUCCAGAAGGGCUCCUUCUGCCACCAUCAUGCUCUUGUGUAAGCUGCGGCUGCUUUCCAGUCCCGCUUGCCAUUUUGCAUUCUUGAUUGUGGUGACGUUCGGGGUUCUGGCCCCUCUGACCUGCCACCACCUCCUGCACUCCUACUUCUACGUGCGCCGCUGGCACCUGAACCCCAUGAGCGAGGAGUUCCUGGCGCGGAGCCUGAAGGAGGGAGAGGCCGCCCUGCAGUACUUUAAGAAGCUGCGGGCCCUCAACGUCACGCAGCCCCAGGGCCGUGCCGAGCCGCCGUGGCUCCUCAUCACCGUCAUCACGGUGUACCGCAAGCCCGAGUUCCACUACGUCUUACAAGUGGUAUCGCAGUUCCAUCGCCUCCUGCAGCGGUGCGGCCCGCCGUGCCAGCGUUUCCAGCUCCUCCUGUGCGACGUGGACGACCGGAGCUUCCAGCACGCCGACGCCAAGAUGCUGGCCGACUUCAUCCCCGUGACCAGGCGCUUCUCCGAUAGCCAGCGGGCAAACGUCAGCGAGGAUGAAGACAGGAACUUGUUUGAGAAGGAGAAGCAGGACUACGUGUACUGCCUGGAGAAGUCCCUGCAGAACUACCACCCGGAGUACAUCCUCAUGGUGGAGGACGAUGCCGUGCCCGAAGCGGAGAUCUUUCAGGUCCUGCGGCACGUCCUGGAAAUGCGGCAGCCGCGGCUCAGAAACGCGCUCUACCUGAAGCUCUACCACCCCGAGAGGCUCCAGCACUACUUCAACCCCGAGCCCAUGCGCAUCCUCGAGUGGUUCGGCGUGGGGAUGCUCCUGGGGCCCCUGCUCGGCUGGGCCUACGCCAAGGCGGUGCGCCUCCCCGGCCCCAGCCUGCGCAUCGUCCUCUUCUUCUCCUUGUACAGCAUGGGGCUGGCGGAGCUGGUGGGCCGCCACUACCUGCUGGAGCUCCGGAGGCUCACCCCUGCCCUCUCCAACGUGGUGCCCACCACGGAGUGCUGUACGCCCGCCAUGCUGUUCCCCGGCCCCUCCGCCCAGCGCACAGUGAGCUACCUCCGCGAGGUGUCCUGCCUCUGGGGCUUUGCCAAGGACAUGGCGCUCUACUCCUUUCUGCAGAAAAAGAACGAGAGGGCCUACGUGGUGGAGCCCAACCUCGUGAGGCACAUCGGCAUGUUCUCCAGCCUCCGAAAUACCUAUAAGCCCAAACUGUUAUAAUGCUGAGAAAAGCCUUGGCCUGCGCCACUUCUUAGGGACGGCCAUGCUUAGCCCUGCAUUUUGGAUUCUUUUUUGUUUGUUUAACCUGGGGCUUAGCGGUGAAGUGCCUUAAAACUCCUAACAUGCUGACCAGGGGCCAGCAGGAUGCCAUGUGGAUCCCGAGAUUCUUCUGUAGCUUACCUAGAGAUGUCUUACGGAUUCUGGGUAUUUUGACUUUAACACACACAUGCACACUUUCUGUGAAAAGGAGGGAAUAAACGAGAUUAAAAUUGGUAUGCUUCUGAGAAAA
This is a messenger RNA of Gracilinanus agilis (Agile Gracile Mouse Opossum), 1551 nucleotides long. RefSeq names its product post-GPI attachment to proteins GalNAc transferase 4 (gene PGAP4). The coding region runs from base 90 to 1262 and encodes 390 amino acids. Gene Ontology annotation, cellular component: Golgi membrane. Lineage: Eukaryota; Metazoa; Chordata; Mammalia; Didelphimorphia; Didelphidae. Gene Ontology annotation, biological process: GPI anchor biosynthetic process. The transcript has a single exon. The record is from RefSeq and is a predicted model, not a curated record. Gene Ontology annotation, molecular function: glycosyltransferase activity.